AUGUCUUCCUUCUUCACGCUUCCGGCGUCACAGAAAAAGCGAAAACGAGAAAAUCCUGUUGCAGGCAAGGCGAGGAAAAGGCGGGAGGUUGCAGACGGCGACAAAGCACGAGAGCAGCCAGACAAUCAGUCCCGUCGAAAAGGGAGACAACCAAGAAAUCGAGAUCGACAGCGAGACGAGUCAAUAUCUGGAAGCGAAUCUGAAGACGAGAUCCAAGCAGAGAGCGAUGCGGACGAGUCAGAAGCUACAUCUGAAGAGGGCGAGACUGCGGCCGAGCGCCGAGUCAGACUUGCACAACGAUACUUGGAUAAUAUCAGGCAGGAAAUAGACGAGACUGGGUUUGACGCCGAAGAUCUCGACAGGGACUUAAUUGCACAACGGCUGAAAGAGGAUGUAAACGAGGCAAAGGGCAGACAGUAUCGACUGAUUGCUGAGAACUUGGACUUUGUGAAUGCCACUCACAUGGCAUUUCGCGCGGACACCGAAUCAACAACUGGCGUCGCAGUUUGUCAACCUUACGCGUACACUGUGAGCAAGGACAAGACAUUAAUCAAAUGGGAACUUCAACCACCAAGCACUUCCUCAGAUGGUCAAAAAUCAACGGUUCCACGAAGACGACGGCCGAAGCAACUGGCAUAUGUUCGAGGCAUCAAAAUCAGGGCACUUGAAUCCCAGCAGCAUGGCCAUACCGGACGUAUCUACUCUGUGGCAGCCUCCCCCGACGGAAAAUUCGUGGCCACAGGAGGAGCGGACAAGAAGCUCAUAAUUUGGUCAGCAGAUGACCUCCGGCCGUUGAAGACUUUCACGACCCACAGAGAUGGAGUUACGGGACUUGCAUUCGCACCCAACUCGGCUAAUCGAACUGGCUUUGGUCAACAACUGUUCAGCGCAAGCAUGGACCGGUCUUUGAAAACCUACAGCUUGGCUGGUGAGGAUAGCCUCGCAUACGUCGAGACACUCUUCGGUCAUCAAGACCAUAUUGUUGAUGUCUCGGCCGUGUCCGUGGAUCAAUGCGUCACAGUCGGUGCUCGGGAUCGAAAGGCCCUAUGGUGGAAGUUUGUGGAUGAAUCGCUCACUAAGUUUCUGGGUGACAGUUCUAAAAACGAUGAAUACCAGACCGGCAGUCUGGAUUGCGUGGCUGCAUUGCCGCCACAGAACUUUGUCACCGGAACUGACUCGGGCUCCAUCAGUCUCUGGAGUAUUCAUAAAAAGAAGGCUGUUUUCACCCUCCAGACCGCACAUGGUGUUGAAGAGCCGCCUCCGCUUGAAGCGGUGACGUCGGAAGUGGACCCCAAGGUCAUCGAGGCGCUGAAGAGGGAUGAUAGACGAAGGCCAAUACCCCGAGCUAUCACUGCUUUAGCCGCCUUGCCUGGCACUGAUGUGGUUUUGAGUGGGAGUUGGGACGGCUGGAUUCGUGCAUGGAAACUGAGCGAUGACAAAAGGUCACUUUUGCCUCUUGGACCUGUGGGAAAAGUUGAAGAGGGUACGGACAAGCCAAAUGGGCUUGUCAAUGGGGAAUCACAGGGGAGGAAUGGACACUUGAAGGGAGACACUGAUACAGCAGAGAAUGGGACAACUGUAUCAGCCAAUCCACUGUCUGGCCCAGUGCGAGGCUUUGUCAAUUCUUUGGCAGUGUUUGAGCGAAGAAGACUCAUCGCAAACGAAUUUGGAGGCAAGAAAGAGGGCGAGUGUCAGGGUCUGUGCAUCGUGGCUGGAACUGGCAAGGAGAUGAGGUUGGGGCGGUGGAAGAAAAUUCGUGAGGGCCGGAAUGGUGCGAUAGUGUUCGAAGUACCAUUGAAGGCGAAGUCGGUGUAA
Cladophialophora psammophila CBS 110553 is the source of this 1815-nucleotide messenger RNA. RefSeq lists its product as uncharacterized. Lineage: Eukaryota; Fungi; Ascomycota; Eurotiomycetes; Chaetothyriales; Herpotrichiellaceae. Gene Ontology annotation, molecular function: snoRNA binding; protein binding. Gene Ontology annotation, cellular component: small-subunit processome. The record is from RefSeq and is a predicted model, not a curated record. The transcript has a single exon. The coding region runs from base 1 to 1815 and encodes 604 amino acids.